GGGAGCUCUUUCCGUGUUGCACAGUGUUACGUAUGUUUUUUUCCGUCGAACAUGUUUGGUAAUAUGUUACUGCCCUGCAGUGAAUGACAGAGGAGUCUCCGGCGAAGGUGAGUCUCUUCCUGCUGACCCGUCCUCAGGUGUGGACUGACUGCAGCUACCCGCCAUGCUGCUCCCCCUCCUGCUGCGUCCGUCCCUCUGCUGCCCUCCGGCCUCCUCCUUGUUGACCCGCUGCGUCCGGACGCUCCGGUGCAACGCCUCCAGGUCGCUGCUCCACUCUCAGGCCGAGCACUUCCUGCUCAGGAGGCUCCCCUCACGCCACCAUGCUCCGAUCCGAGGCGUCAAGGGCCGAAGCAGGAAGACCAAGAACCAGGAGGAGCAGUGGAAGGCCAGGAACAAGACGGUGCUGACGUACAUCGCCGCCGCCGGGGUCGGGAUGAUCGGCCUGUCUUACGCCUCCGUGCCGCUCUACAGGCUCUACUGCCAGGCGUCGGGGCUCGGCGGCACGGCGGUGGCCGGACACGACACAGAACAGGUGGCGACGAUGAAGCCGGUGAAGGAACGCGUCAUCAAGAUCUCCUUCAACGCAGACACGCACGCCAGCAUGCAGUGGAACUUCAGACCGCAGCAGACCGAUAUCUUUGUGGUUCCCGGUGAGACGGCGUUGGCGUUCUACAGAGCAAAGAACCCCACAAACAAACCCAUCAUCGGCAUCUCCACCUACAACGUGGUGCCCUUUGAUGCGGGACAGUACUUCAACAAGAUCCAGUGUUUCUGCUUCGAGGAGCAGCGUCUGAACCCCCACGAGGAGGUGGACAUGCCCGUCUUCUUCUACAUCGACCCCGAGUUCGACGAGGACCCCAGGAUGGCCCGAGUGGACACCAUCACGCUGUCCUACACCUUCUUCGAGGCCAAGGAGGGCCAGAAACUCCCUCUGCCCGGAUACAGCUACAACUGAGGAUCAAAGGACCAGGAACCUGAUUCUGGUUCAGAUAUGAGUCUGAGGAAAGAAAUGAAGGGGAAUUAUUACCUAAGACUCUAUUCUUUGAAUAUGCUUUUAAUCUGGAAAAGCCUCUGAAAAAGACUUUUACACUGAAAAUCAAAACAGGAAAAAGAUUGAAAAAGUGCUGCUGUUAGGAAAAUAGAAUGUUUAGAGAAUAAAUGAAAUAUUUGAAGAAAAA
Messenger RNA from Anoplopoma fimbria (sablefish), 1178 nucleotides. It is a transcript of the gene cox11, whose product is annotated as cytochrome c oxidase assembly protein COX11, mitochondrial. The transcript has 5 exons. Gene Ontology annotation, cellular component: mitochondrial inner membrane. Gene Ontology annotation, molecular function: copper ion binding. The coding region runs from base 164 to 955 and encodes 263 amino acids. NCBI's taxonomy places the organism in Eukaryota, Metazoa, Chordata, Actinopteri, Perciformes, Anoplopomatidae. The record is from RefSeq and is a predicted model, not a curated record.